Messenger RNA from Ectocarpus sp. CCAP 1310/34, 1512 nucleotides. Lineage: Eukaryota; Phaeophyceae; Ectocarpales; Ectocarpaceae. The record is from the annotation of a GenBank genome assembly.
AUGGCAGCUUCCAUGGAAGUAUUCAGCCUCGGACCGCUGCCGCCACGGAGACACCCCUGGGUUCCCCCUAUUGAUGGAGUCCGCGACGUCCUUGAUGACUCGGACGACGGCAUUAACGACAACCGUCCAAUCCACCGAGUUGGGGACACGGACGAUGAAGGCGAUGACGAGGAUGGGGCGAACGGCUGCAGCCGCGACGACUCUGACGAUAGCGUCGCAUGCAUGCAUCCGCCUACCCUUCCUGACAAACCGAGAAAGGGAGGCCGCCCGACCCGCAAGGGACAACGGCCGACGUCUCCACGGGCCGGCGCGGCCGGUUCUCCAGUCGACCUGGUGACAGAGCAGCGGGGCGAGGAGGGGGCAACGCGGAAGAAAGCGUCCAAGGGCGCGUCGGGGGAUCCACUGGAUGUAGAUUCGGGAGGGUCGGAGCAGCCGGCGCCUAAGGGCAAGCAGAAGGCAUCCGUCAAGACUAGGAAGGCCGAGUCCGAGUCAGAGUCCGACACCACCCAUUCGCUGCGGUCGGCCCGGAGGAAGGUGACUCCUGAGCAGGGGAAGAAGCUUACCGAGGUGUCGAAGUCGACAUGCCCUGACCGAAUCAAGGAGCGCAACGCCGCGUUCGCUGCCGCCGACGAGGUGUCUAGGAAGAGGGUAAGGCAGGCUGUCCUGGCCCAGGAAGGCGUUGAGGGGGCUAAGCUGCUGAAGAGGAAGAAGGCCAAGGCGAAGAGCGCAGCGGUUGCGGCCCGGAAGGCGCCCCCCGGCACGAAGAAGGCAGCCGCAACACUCGACCCAUCUGCGGCGAAGAGCAAGACAAGUUUGAACAAGGCGGCCCCCGGCACGAAGAAGCCAGCCGAGAGGGCUGCCCCCGCCGCGGCGAACCUGGACUCAUGCAAGAACGAUCAGGCCAACCGCCUUACGGCUUCGGAAAAAUCUUUCCUGAAGAAACUCCUCGCCAAACAGAACGGGGUCGAGUCAGGGGACUUGGAGGAAGAUGAUGACGAGUCCGUUGACGACCUCGAGGACGCGCGCGCCGAGCCACACGGUGACCUCGAAAGUUACGACUCACAGGGCGCCGGCGAUGGCAAAGCUGACGAAGAUGAAGACUCCCCCCUGGACCACUUUCGGGACUGCCUCGCUGCCGCCCUGCCCUGGAAGAAAGCCUCUUUGAAGGUGAUGCGGGAGUGGCGCGCGGCACUGUAUCGUCUACGAAACACCCGAAUCGAGGGCGUCAACGCAGCGAUCACCACGAUCCAGAACGACUCGAAGGACGGGGACGGCAACACUCGUGGGGAACCCCAUGCCGACAGCCAACAGGUGGCUCCUUCAGCUUGCGGCAGGGGAUGUCUCUGCCACGACGACACCUGCUGUCCAGAAACGAAGCUCCUCAAGGAUGCCGUCAAGACGCACCCCAUCGAGGCGGACGACACGGAGGAACCCGUGGCUAGCGCCAAGCCAAAGAGCGCAAGCGGAAGGGUGGCAAGACCAACGUACACGCUCCAACUGAUUGCGCGUUGA